AUGUCAAUUGGCUCUGCACAAACUGAACCCGAUAGCCCUGUGAACGAAGCAUUGCCCUUGGGAAAGAAGUCAGAGUAUAUCUCGGCCAACUCGUCACAGCCCAAUAAUGAUGUUUCUGAGCUACCGGAUCUGGACGAGCCCGCUUCUGAGCAACGGCCGGGGCCUGUGCAUGGAUUAAAUGAGCUUAUAGACGACAAUUCGACAAGAUCGGACCCCAAGUUUGACGUUUCCGAGCUACCUGAACUUGACGAUGGGUUUUCAGGGAGUGAUCAGAAGACCAGGCCUUGGCCAAAGCGAAGAUUCCGCGAUGAGCUACUGCACGAAGAGUCUCUUGGUGUUCCAUCCUUGGGGCUUCCGGCCGAUGCUAUCGUAAUCAAUAACCCGAAUAAGACACGGAUCGAAAGAAAGGCUCCCAUCGUGGUGGAAGAAGAAGAGGCACAGCCGGCCAAUAUUGACUGGGAAAGCAUGAACCCUGCCGAGCCUGUUGAGCCUCCCACGGAAGAGAUCAAUGCCAACAUUGAAGAGUUCCGCCCUGAUACUCGUAUUCUUCGAUUAACAGAUAUUCAGUCUUUGAUCGAGUCGCUCUGCAGUGGGUUUACAACUAAUCAGCUGAAGGAUUACCAUCGCGACCGCCAGCCGGAGCAGCAGCAGGGCGAGAUCAUGAACUACUCCUGGGUUGAAGAAAGUGUUCCCUGGGCAUCAAUCAAUUCGAUCCAGGUUCGUGGUAUAGACAAGACGGCAAUUGCUCAAAAGAUCGUUCUGUAUAAGUGGGGAAUCGAAGUAAUGGAACACGAGAACGAUCUUGGAAAAGCUUACGUCCGAAUGGAUCCUUAUAUUUUCCCUUUUCUCUUAUAUGGUCCGAAUAACAUAUCGCGCUUGCUAUGGGAGUUGAGGCGGGACUUCCUGGUAGGCGAGGACGAGAAGUUGACUCUGAGCGUCCAAAGGUCUCGUCUCAACAUCACAGCAAGAAAGUCAACAACUUACGGCGUUCUUGCCUAUAUUGACCAGUGCCUACAGAAAAUGCGCACUCGAACCAUCGAUGUGGCACCAUAUCUCCCUCGUGAUACAAGUCUCCCGAAUUCGUCAGAACUUAAGGAGCUUGGUCGACUCACUAAGACAUCCAUCAGGCGCAUCAAGGAGGGCACGAAAAACAAAUUUAUGGUCUCCUGGUUGCCCGACUCUGAUGAGGCCCCAGCCGAGACAGAAGACCGUGCAGACAUGGUAUUCCGCUUGAUGGCUGGCCUUACUGUCCCAGUCACAGACAACGUUCUCCAGUGCAUUCCUUCACAAGAAGACAAAGUGGGCGGUCAGUUUGUCCAAGUUCGAAGACAGACUAGAGCUAUGUCUUGGAGAGACAAGCUAGGCCGAUGGUUAAGGGUUGUUGACCCCGUCACCAAGCCUAACUGGUCCGCCAAAGAGACGUCGCCUCUGAAGCUGGCAGCUUCGGCCGAAUUUAUCAAUUCAAAGCCUGGGGAAGCCAAGGAAACUACUACUGCGACUUUUGGGCAUAUUCUGCACUCAGAGUCCGAUAACUCGAUAAAAUCGCUCUCUCGCAAACGUCGCAUUCUAUUACCUUUCACUCCUCAUCCCGCCUCAUUCUCUGCCUUGAAAUCGGAUGACGACAAGCCAGUAAAAGAAUCCACGACCAUUGUUAUUAACCUUGUGCCUCACGAAAAACGCAAAAGCGGCCGCAGCAGCGACGCGCAGAAAGAGAACAAGCAUCCUGCGGUCCGUAUCAACAUACCUGUUAACCCUGGCGUUGAUUUUGACAAAUUCCGGCUUCCUGAUAACAUGACCGCCGAUUUCUUUGCUUUCUGGCACGUGAACGAUGUGCUACUACCGGGUGAGGCUGUUGACGUCCGCCUCCAGCACGAACGCUCGCAGGUCCUAAAACUCACCACCAAUCUGAAUCUACAGGCGUUCCUGGAAGCAUCUCAAUUUAAGCUAGACGAAGGUAAGCUUCGAACGCCGAGUCAAGCCAUGCUCCACGUCCCGGAAAUGUGGCUGGGUGGCAGGCAACCCGGUCUCAACUCUCAAGGGAAGAAACAGGAUGUUCUCUACGAUUUUCGAGGUACUGAGAUCCAUCAAACUGUCGAGAUGUCCUGGCGUGGCCAUACAUUGCGCUACUCUAGCAUCGAGGCAGGUCAGCAGGGUGGCCAACGCCAGGAAAUUACGUUGCAGGCUGGUACACCAAGUGAAAGCCCUGUCAAUUUUAAUGGCGAAAGACGAGCGAGCUUCUUGCAAUUGGUGGAGGAAAUGGCCACUGGCAAGUGCUUCUCUUGGCAUGAGGGCUACCGGUCUAUCAAAAAUCGCCAGUUAGAAGACUACAGUUACAACUUGCCUGAGAGGGAGCUCACGGACGACAUCAUCGUGGAGGAUAAGUUUGAUUCAAGGGGUCGCUUUAAGACCGUUGAACGCGAGAAAAGGAAACGACAAAGCGCUCCGAAAGCCCAGAAGGUUCGAAAAUCGCAAGCUUCUUCCGAAACAGAUGCAUCAAUCGAAUCGAGGAAUGAGCCAGUCUUUGACGACAUCGAUAAGUUGUUUGCGGCCGAGAAUGAGGACAGCAUCGAAACGAGGCCUGAAGUUGAGGAAGAGUCUAUUCAACACCAAGAAACAGAAGAGCUCAUGGCUAUACUCGAUAUCCCCUCUACUAAGCAGAAAACUGCCGUAUAUGAGGAAGACAAGCAACCUUCCAUUCUUGAGGAUGCUGCUUCAAACGAAGCAGCUGGGAGCGAGAAACAAUUUAUCAGCAGUGAAGGUACCACUAAAGACGAGGUCCCCAGCAGCAAUGACCCCGAAACCACUACUGUCGGUGCCUCGUCUAAUACAAAUGGCGUACCCACGAUGGAUAAGAAGAGCGCCACCGCGGCCGAGCGCGAGAGAGUUCGCAACGAAAUACUGAAUAACUUUUUCGGGGCCGAAGCAUUGAUGACCGAGCCCACUACGGCUAGCGACAACAAGAACAAGAACAAGAACAAGCCGGGCGCCGCUCGCAAGGCGAAGGUCGCGACUCGCAAGUACACUAUUCGAGACCUGGAACAGCCCGCAAAGAAGAAGAAGAGUAACAAGGUGGAGGAAGAUCCAUUCCUUGCUCAGUUUGCCGCACGAGCGACCAGCAAUAACAGAGUCGCAGACCCAAAUGCCGUCGCUGGCUUCUUUGACACUCUUCCACCGGAGAAGAAUGGAAAGCCUAAGGGGCAGUCAAGGAGUAAUGGAAAUGCCAAAGGCAGCAACAAAAGAAAGAACAAGUAG
Molecule: messenger RNA, 3252 nt
Organism: Fusarium coffeatum
Lineage: Eukaryota; Fungi; Ascomycota; Sordariomycetes; Hypocreales; Nectriaceae
Exons: 3
Coding region: 1-3252 (1083 amino acids)
Cellular component (GO): mitochondrial inner membrane
Source: RefSeq, a predicted model, not a curated record